This is a messenger RNA of Aspergillus nomiae NRRL 13137, 3243 nucleotides long. RefSeq names its product glycoside hydrolase family 72 protein. The record is from RefSeq and is a predicted model, not a curated record. Gene Ontology annotation, biological process: fungal-type cell wall (1->3)-beta-D-glucan biosynthetic process. The transcript is spliced from 4 exons. The coding region runs from base 1 to 3243 and encodes 1080 amino acids. NCBI's taxonomy places the organism in Eukaryota, Fungi, Ascomycota, Eurotiomycetes, Eurotiales, Aspergillaceae. Gene Ontology annotation, molecular function: 1,3-beta-glucanosyltransferase activity. Gene Ontology annotation, cellular component: fungal-type cell wall; cytoplasm.
AUGAGAUUUUCCACGCUGACGGGUGUCUCCUUGAUGUCGGGGUCCGCCUUGGCCAGUAUCCCACAUAUCGAGAUCAAGGCAAGCCCAAUGAUGCCCAUCCAGAUACAUGCUUUACUAACCAUACUACUGGACAGGGCUCCAAGUUUUUCUACUCCAACAACGGAACUGAAUUGUGAGGGCCACUUUCCUUCUGUAGGCAUUCAAACACUGACACAGCAGCCUAGUUACAUCCGAGGUGUGGCCUAUCAGGAGGAUUACACUGGUGGCGGAGCUGGUGGAAAUGGUCAAUCCAGCAACCGCUACGUCGACCCUUUGGCGGAUGCGUCCAAAUGCGAGCGUGAUAUCCCCUAUCUUCAGCAAUUGCGGACGAACGUCAUCCGGACCUACGCAGUCGACCCGAGCCAGAACCACGACGACUGCAUGCAAAAGCUGGCCGAUGCAGGAAUCUAUGUCAUCACCGAUCUAGCGUCCCCCGAUGAAUCUAUCACGUCCGAUUCCCCCGAGUGGACAGUCGACCAGUACACUCGCUACACUAGUGUCAUUGAUGCAUUGCACCAGUAUGAUAAUGUCAUUGGUUUCUUCGCCGGAAACGAGGUAGUCAACAGGGCAAACGAGUCCACCGGCGCUGCCUUCGUCAAAGCUGCUGCAAGAGAUAUGAAAGCCUAUAUCAAGGACCAGGGGUACCGGGAAUCUCUCGGUAUCGGAUAUGCGACCACCGACAAUCCAGACAUUCGUGUGCCGAUCUCUGAUUACCUCAACUGCGGCGACAAGUCUGAGUCCGUCGAUUUCUUCGGCUACAAUAUCUAUGAGUGGUGCGGCGAUAAAACCUUCCAAACCUCGGGAUAUGAAAACCGAACGAAUGAAUACAAAGACUAUUCCAUUCCUAUCUUCUUCUCUGAAUAUGGAUGCAACGAUGAGAAGCCCCGCAAGUUCAGCGAUGUCCCUGUGCUCUUCGGUCCCCAGAUGGAGGAUGUCUGGAGCGGCGGUAUCGUCUACAUGUACUUCGAAACUGAAAACGACUACGGUUUAGUCUCAGUCGAUGGCAAGUCUAUCAAGACUGAAGCAGACUUUGGAUCCUACUCCAAGCAAAUCCAGUCUGCCACACCCACCGGCAUCAACAGCGCCAGCUACUCCCCCACCAACUCCCCCCGCGCCUGUCCCACCGUCGAUGACAUGUGGCUCGCCAAGUCGAGCCCCCUUCCCCCAUCUCCUAACAAGGACCUCUGCUCCUGUAUGGUGUCCAGCCUGUCCUGUGUUGUCAGUGACUCCGUCAAGGCAGAACAAUACGGCGAGCUCUUCGGUCAAGUCUGCGGGUAUGGCCAGGGUAUCUGUGACGGCAUCUCUCACAACGCUACGACUGGUGACUAUGGUUCCUACAGCGUCUGUUCGAGCAAGGACCAGUUGUCCUUCGUCCUUGAUCAGUAUUAUAAAGACCAGGGUAAGCGCAAGUCUGCCUGUGAUUUCGACGGUGCAGCGUCGAUCCAGUCUGCCAAGGAUUUGUCUGGCACCUGCAAGUCUUUGGUCAGCCAGGCGGGGUCAGCGGGCACAGGAAAGGUGACUUCUCGUCCUACCGGUGAUGGCAGCGCAGCUAGUACCUCUACUUCUGAGGGCGCAGCUGCUGGUGUUGUGAGCCCUGUUGCUGUUCGGGUGAGUGGUUGGUUCGGUGUGGCGUACUUUGUUGCGGCUGCGGUGGCUGGUUUCCUGAUGGUCUCUCUAAUCGAUCCAGCACCCCCUCACAAUUCCAUCACCAGCAUCAAUAUGGAAUCUCUCAGUCCCGAAGUGCUUCUAUUAAUCAUACCUCAUCUCUGCGAGGAACCCUGCAUUCUCAGACUGAAGCCAUGGCAUCGACCAUGGGAAACAACGCCUGUUUUAAACAUCGCCUCAUACGCGGCCAUCUCCCGUUCAUGGCAAUACGCAGUCGAACGCUUUACGAUGACGAAUAUCCACAAACACAGUUCUGAUCUCCUCAGAUUCCGUGAAAUAUUUUCUCUUCCACGAAGGAGGCAAACGCUACGACGUCUACAUUAUGAAAUUGGUCUACCGGCCUACAGUGCAAAUCAAGUCAGUCGUUUGGAGAGACAAAAGGAAAGAGACAAAGCCUUCGAGAAGGGUCUCAUCGACCUUUUUGACGAGUUAGCGACAUGGGACAAGCAAGGCAUCUCCCUAACAGUCACAACUGCCUCGUCCAUGGACCUUAGCCAUCGGUCACUAGAUUUAGACAUAGGACUAAGACCUGGGUACCGGACUAUGAGGGACAUCUACCUUUCUUCAGACAAUGCGGAUCUACCAGAAUUACCAAGCAUCAGGUCCUUGUACAUCCCUGACUUAGAACGGUAUCUGUACCCCUCAGUGGUCGGUUGGAUUAUCUCUUCAUCACCUAGGUUGGAAAGCCUAACACUGAAGCUGAACGCCCCCUCUCCGAACAAGGAGCUACAGAAGUAUCGACUAGCCCUCGCCAAAGCGCUAGACUCACCGACCCUAAGCAACCUUAAGAACCUAUAUAUCUCCUUCGAAGAGAGCAUCCCCCUCAACCACAGCUAUGAAACCCAGGACGAAGACCCAGUCUACCCAGAUGGAGAUGUGCUAAACCUGUCCCUCAGAAAGCUAGCAGAAACUGCCCCCCUCGAAAGUCUCAUACUCACAGGAUGGUGGCCAAUUUCUCCUGCACUUUUCAAUGGAACGGCAUCAUUCCCCUAUUUACAGGAUCUUCAUAUCGAUGCAGCGACGCUAACCUACGAUGGUCGAUGGUAUUACACGGGCGAUCCCGAUUCUGUGGAUCCUCACUUUCAAUUCGACACUGACGAGGAUGAGGGUUCUGAAUCGGACCUAUCUAUCAUUCCGGAAGAUACUGAAGCGGUCGAUGGGCAGGGAGAAGCCGUUUUUUAUGACGAAGAAGCUCAGCACCUGUGGAGAACUGUACCAGAACCUAAGAUGUUUAAUGCACUGAUGAAGUCUAUGGCUGAGGCUAUGUAUCGGAUGCCUGGAUUGUUGGGUCUGGAGUUUAGGAUGAGGGUGUAUCCUACGGGCGAUCAUGCAAUUUCUUUGGAGUAUUCUGCGACAGGCCAUGUGCCGUGUGGAGAUAGAUGUCCUGAUACACUGUCGCAAUGGACAGCGAAGUGGGAGAUACCCGGUGAUAUUUUAGAGCUGUGGAGAAAGCGUUUGGGUUGGGAAGGGGUUAUUCUCUUGCAGGGUUGGUUGGCCCCGAGGCAAUGGAGUUCAUUAUGUCUGCACAAUGAUGCUUAA